This is a messenger RNA of Symphalangus syndactylus (siamang), 3273 nucleotides long. Its product is annotated as ATP-binding cassette sub-family C member 11-like. Gene Ontology annotation, biological process: transmembrane transport. Lineage: Eukaryota; Metazoa; Chordata; Mammalia; Primates; Hylobatidae. Gene Ontology annotation, cellular component: plasma membrane. Gene Ontology annotation, molecular function: purine nucleotide transmembrane transporter activity; ATP hydrolysis activity; ABC-type transporter activity. The record is from RefSeq and is a predicted model, not a curated record.
AUGUUUGGAUGUCACAUGCAAAGAGAUUCCACCAGUUCCAUUAUCCUCUUUUCAAGGCUUCACCACCUUUGGGAAGAAGAAGUCUUAAGGUGAGGGAUUGAAAAAGCUUCAGUGCUUCUGGUGAUGCUGAGGUUCCAGAGAACAAGGUUGAUUUUCGAUGCACUUCUGGGCAUCUGCUUCUGCACCAGUGUACUCGGGCCAACAUUGAUUAUACCAAAGAUCCUGGAAUAUUCAGAAGAGCAGUCAGGGAAUGUUGUCCAUGGAGUGGGACUCUGCUUUGCCCUUUUUCUCUCCGAAUGUGUGAAGUCUCUGAGUCUCUCCACCAGUUGGAUCAUCAACCAGCGCACAGCCAUCAGGUUCCGAGCAGCUGUUUCCUCCUUUGCCUUUGAGAAGCUCAUCCAAUUUAAGUCUGUAAUACACAUCACCUCAGGAGAGGCCAUCAGCUUCCUCACUGGUGACAUAAACUACCUGUUUGAAGGGGUGUGCUAUGGACCCCUAGUACUGAUCACCUGUGCAUCGCUGGUCAUCUGCAGCAUUUCUUCUUACUUCAUUAUUGGAUACACUGCAUUUAUUGCCAUUUUAUGCUAUCUCCUGGUUUUCCUGCUGGAGGUAUUCAUGACAAGAAUGGCUGUGAAGGCUCAGCAUCACACGUCUGAGGUCAGCGACCAGCGCAUCCGUGUGACCAGUGAAGUUCUCACUUGCAUUAAACUGGUUAAAAUGUACACAUGGGAGAAACCAUGAAAAAUCAUUGAAGACCUAAGAAGGAAGGAAAGGAAACUGUUGGAGAAGUGCGGGCUUGUCCAGAGCCUGACAACUACAGCCUUGUUCAUCACCCGCAUGGUGGCCACAAUGGUCUGAGUUCUCAUCCACACAUCCUUAAAGCUGAAACUCACAGCGCCGAUGGCCUUCAGCAUGCUGGCCUCCUUGAAUCUCCUUCGGCUGUCAGUGUUCUUUGUGCCUACUGCAGUCAAAGGCCUCACGAAUUCCAAGUCUGCAGUGAUGAGGUUCAAGAAGUUUUUCCUCCAGGAGAGCCCUGUUUUCUAUGUUCAGACAUUACAAGACCCCAGCAAAGCUCUGGUCUUGGAGGAGGCCACCUUGUUGUGGCGACAGACCUGUCCCGGGAUCGUCAAUGGGGCAUUGGAGCUGGAGAGGAACGGACACGCUUCUGAGGGGAUGACCAGGCCUAGAGAUGCCCUCGGGCCAGAAGAAGAAGGGAACAGCCUGGGCCCAGAGUUGCACAAGAUCAACCUGGUGGUGUCCAAGGGGAUGAUGUUAGGGGUCUGCGGCAACACGGGGAGUGGUAAGAGCAGCCUGUUGUCAGCCAUCCUGGAGGAGAUGCACUUGCUCGAGGGCUCGGUGGGGGUGCAGGGAAGCCUGGCCUAUGUCCCCCAACAGGCCUGGAUCGUCAGCAGGAACAUCAGGGAGAACAUCCUCAUGUGAGGCCCAUAUGACAAGGCCCGAUAUCUCCAGGUGCUCCACUGCUGCUCCCUGAAUUGGGACCCGGAACUUCUGCCCUUUGGAGACAUGACAGAGAUUGGGGAGCGGGGCCUCAACCUCUCUGGGGGGCAGAAACAGAGGAUCAGCCUGGCCCGCGCCGUCUAUUCUGACCGUCAGAUCUACCUACUGGACGACUGGGUAGAAGAAGAGAGCAACUUCCAUUUUUCAAACAUAGGUGGGGCACUGAAGCUGGAAAGUGAAAAGCUGGCACAGGAUCGAAGCCAGAGACAGAAGGAAGCAGAUCAUGUGAUUGGCAGGCAUACCAUUUUUCUCUUCUUCUACCCUGACCCAGUGCCGGAGCAUCAGCUCACACAGGAGGAGGAGAUGGAAGAAGGCUCCUUGAGGUGGAGGGUCUACCACCAUUACAUCCAGGCAGCUGGAGGUUACAUGGUCUCUUGCAUAGUUUUCUUCUUCAUGGUGCUGAUCGUCUUCUUCACGAUCUUCAGCUUCUGGUGGCUGAGCUACUGGUUGGAGCAGGGCUCAGGGACCAGUAGCAGCCGAGAGAGCAAUGGAACCACAGCAGACCUGGGCAACAUGGCAGACAAUCCUCAACUCUCCUUCUACCAGCUGGUGUACGGGCUCAACGCCCUGCUCCUCAUCUGUGUGGGGGUCUGCUCCUCAGGGAUUUUCACCAAGGUCACGAGGAAGGCAUCCACGGCCCUGCACAACAAGCUCUUCAACAAGGUUUUCCGCUGCCCCAUGAGUUUCUUUGACACCAUCCCAAUAGGCCGGCUCUUGAAAUGCUUCGCAGGAGACUUGGAAGAGCUGGACCAGCUCUUGCCCAUCCUUUCAGAGCAGUUCCUGCUCCUGUCCUUAAUGGUGAUCGCCGUCCUGUUGAUUGUCAGUGUGCUGUCUCCAUAUAUCCUGUUAAUGGGAGCCAUAAUCAUGGUUAUUUGCUUCGUUUAUUGUAUGAUGUUCAAGAAGGCCAUUGGUGUGUUCAAGAGACUGGAGAACUAUAGCCGGUCCCCUUUAUUCUCCCACAUCCUCAAUUCUCUGCAAGGCCUGAGCUCCAUCCACGUCUAUGGAAAAACUGAAGACUUCAUCAGCCAGUUUAAGAGGCUGACUGAUGCGCAGAAUAACUACCUGCUGUUGUUUCUAUCUUCCACGCGAUGGAUGGCGUUGAGGCUGGAGAUCAUGACCAACAUUGUGACCUUGGCUGUUGCCCUGUUCGUGGCUUUUGGCAUCUCCUCCACCCCCUACUCCUUUAAAGCCAUGGCUGUCAACGUCGUGCUGCAGCUGGCAUCCAGCUGCCAGGCCACUGCCAGGAUUGGCUUGGAGACAGAGGCACACUUCACGGCUGCAGAGAGGACACUGCAGUACAUGAAGAUGUGUGUCUUGGAAGCUCCUUUACACAUGGAAGGCACAAAUUGUCCCCAGGGGUGGCCACAGCAUGGGGAAAUCACAUUUCAGGAUUAUCACAUGAAAUACAGAGACAACACACCCACCGUGCUUCACGGCAUCAACCUGACCAUCCGCAGCCACAGAGUGGUGGGCAUCGUGGGAAGGACGGGCUCUGGGAAGUCCUCCUUGGGCAUGGCUCUCUUCCGCCUGGUGGAGCCCGUGGCAGGCCGGAUUCUCAUUGACGGCGUGGACAUUUGCAGCAUCGGCCUGGAGGACUUGCGGUCCAAGCUCUCAGUGAUCCCUCAAGAUCCAGUGCUGUUCUCAGGAACCAUCAGCUCUAAAACGGAGGGAAACAAUACAUGCUACAAUGUGGAUGGACACGAAGUGAAAGAUGCCAGACAGAAGGACACAUACUACAUGAUUCCACUUAUAUGA